Molecule: messenger RNA, 667 nt
Organism: Delphinapterus leucas (beluga whale)
Lineage: Eukaryota; Metazoa; Chordata; Mammalia; Artiodactyla; Monodontidae
Source: RefSeq, a predicted model, not a curated record
ACAGAAGAGAGAAUGUAUGUGAUGUUCCCUAACUUAGUUCUCAACAUAAUUAGUUGCCUUAGUUCCAGGUACUCAGAGGGUAGAACAGAUUUUAAACUGUUUUACUUUAAAGAAAAAGGUGGCAGAGCGGAGGGGGCGCAGGCGGCGCUGGCCGCGGGCUGCGAGCAGGGGGGCUGGCGGAGCGCCUUGGGGCGCAGUGUGGGGCACUCGCGAGCCCAGGGCAAGGUGUCCAACGAACAGACGGCGCCCCGGGAGCCUUGCCGACCGGCAGCAGGGCUACAGAAUGGUACCCCUAAAUGGAGAGAGAUUACAGGGCUGAUCAGAGAGGACGAGAAACAAGGAAGGCUUCUGAAGGAGGGCAUCCUCCGAUUCUUCCCCCACCUGAAUCCCUGUUGCUAUGGAGACCACCAAUGGGACUGAGACCUGGUAUGAGAGCCUGCAUGCUGUGUUGAAGGCUCUAAAUGCCACUCUUCACAGCAACUUGCUCUGCCGGCCAGGGCCAGACAACCUGACUGAGGAGAGGCGGGCCAGCCUACCUGGCCGCGAUGACAACUCCUACAGGUACAUUCUCUUCGUCAUGUUCCUAUUUGCUGCCACUGUGGGCAGCCUCAUCCUGGGAUACACCCGCUCCCGCACAGUGGAUAAGCCUGUGACCCCAAGCCUGUGA